Molecule: messenger RNA, 2389 nt
Organism: Oldenlandia corymbosa var. corymbosa
Lineage: Eukaryota; Viridiplantae; Streptophyta; Magnoliopsida; Gentianales; Rubiaceae
Source: the annotation of a GenBank genome assembly
AAAGGGGUAUAAAGAGGAGAGAGGAACAGAAUCAGAUGGGUGGGAUUUGUUUUUAUACUGACGUGUCGUAAAACUAGCAAAAACGCAGCAAUCCACACUCCUAUACGAGCCAAAAAUGCCACGAACACUGUAUUUAUCCACAAAUUUAUGCCCAGAAAUCCACUCCUACAUUACUUCCCCAACACCGCUUCACAACAUCUCUCUCCAAUACUCUCCCCGUUUUGCUUUAUCACCCACCGUCGUACUCUACGCAUGGAGCCUACCGGAACCAUCGUUUUCUCCACCGUCGGCCGAUGUAACUACGGCUUCGACAUCUUCUCCGUCAAGCUUCCUCCGACCUUCUUCGACGAUGACGACGAUGACUCUUGCAUCAAUGAACGCUGUCUGACUGAUGGAGUCUCUGUUAAUUACAAUGGCCAGUUUGUGGACGAUGAAGAAAGUCUGGUUUUCAUUUCCGAGAGAUCCGGUUCGCCUCAAGUGUUUAUGACCCGACCCGGUAUGAUGCCCGGGUCCGAGAUGCUUCCUUCUCCGCCGGACAGUUUGUUUCACGACCGUCCAGCGAUUAAAGGUCAGAAACUCUAUUUCAUUUCAGCUCAUGAAAAGCCUGAUAAGCCAUUUAAGAGUUGGUCUGCUCUGCAUUCGGCCCCGCUUGGUGAAGGGAAGGUUAGGCGGCUGACGCCGCCGGGUUCCGUCGAUUACAGCCCGGCGGUUUCGGGUAGUGGGAAAUGGGUUGCCGUGGCUUCGUACGGGUCUCGUUCAUGGGAAGGUGAGUUUCAUGAAUUGAAGACGGAUAUUGUUGUCUUCCCAGAUUCCGAUCCGAAUGCCCGGAUUACUGUUUGCCAACAUGGAGGCUGGCCAACUUGGUCCGGUGACUCUACCAUCUAUUUCCACCGUCAAGCCGACGAUGGAUGGUGGAGCGUUUUCCGGGUCGAUCUGCCCCCUGAAUCAGAGCUCUCUGGAGCUCCGUUUUUACCCAUUCGGGUUACCCCUCCUGGGAUUCACUGCUUCACCCCCGCGACGAUGCACAAUGCCAGCAAAAUCGCCGUUGCAACUCGCCGGCGGGGAAAAGAUUACCGCCACAUCGAAAUUUAUGAUAUCCAAUCCAGAAAGUUCCACCCCGUCACCGAACUGUUGAACCCGAAUUUUCACUGCUACAAUCCGUUUUUCUCUCCGAGUUCUUCCUUUCUCGGGUACCACCGAUUCCGGGGCGAGUCGGUUCAGCACGGCGAGUCAAUUAUUCCACACCUUGAACGAGUAAGCUCUCCCGUCAAUGGGCUGAAGAUGUUAAGGAUAAACGGUUCAUUUCCUUCGUUUUCACCCUCCGGCAAUUUCAUCGGAUUCAAUCACGAGCUCGAGUCCAAAGUCGGGUUGAAGGUCCUGAAAUCGGACGGGUCAAGAAGAUGGCUCUUAGCCGUCAAUCGCUCAACAUUUUCAGUAUCAUGGAGCCCCGUUGCAGAUAACGUUAUAUUCACAUCAGUCGGGCCCAUUUUCGCGUCGUCGGAAACGACUGUCCAGAUUGCCCGGGUCACGUUUGAUGCAACAAAUUUCACAGAUGACCGGGAGGAAAUUCCGGCGGAAACUAAACUCCUAACGAAGGAAGGAACCAGCAAUAAUGCCUUCCCGUCCUGCUCGCCGGACGGAAGAUUUAUCGUUUACCGGUCAGGUCGUUCGGGGCACAAGAACCUGUACAUUAUUGACGCCGUUAACGGAGAAUUCGACGGCGGGAGCAUCCGUCAGUUGACGAACGGGCCGUGGAUCGAUACGAUGCCGAGCUGGUCACCUGACGGGAAACUUAUUGCGUUCUCAUCAAAUAUGGAUAAUCCAGCUGACCCGGCUCACUUCAGUCUGUAUUUGAUAAGACCAGAUGGAUCGGGUUUACGCAGGAUCCGUUUAGAAGGUGUGGAGGAUACAGAUGGGUUUAGUCAAGAGAGGCUGAACCAUGUAUGCUGGAGUGGUGACUCAGAGUGGCUGGCGUUCACCGCCAACUUGGCCGGAGUGACGGCGGAGCCAGUGUCGGUUCCGAACCAGUACCAGCCGUACGGGGAUUUGUUUGCGGUUAGGGUGGACGGGUCCGGGCUAAGGAGGCUGACGUGGAAUGGAUAUGAGAAUGGGACGCCAGCAUGGCACCCGAGCGGCAGUGACGUGGAAUUUGAUAUACAAAGGUUGAAUUUGAAGGAUGCGCAAUUAGUAGGUGAUAAGUUGACUGGAAAAUUUGAUGAGCCUUUAUGGUUGCAUUGUGAUAUUUAUUAGAGUUUUUUCUUUUCAUGUAUUCGGAAAAUGUAAUAAAUGGGCAUGUAGCAUAAACUUUCUUUUUUAUUUUUAAAGAAAGAAAGAAACUUGUAUUCCUUCUGUCCCAAAAUUAUUGUUCAGUUUGAGAUUUCACUUUUAA